Ahaetulla prasina is the source of this 8592-nucleotide messenger RNA. RefSeq names its product ring finger and CCCH-type domains 2 (gene RC3H2). The transcript is spliced from 21 exons. The coding region runs from base 194 to 3823 and encodes 1209 amino acids. The record is from RefSeq and is a predicted model, not a curated record. NCBI's taxonomy places the organism in Eukaryota, Metazoa, Chordata, Lepidosauria, Squamata, Colubridae. Gene Ontology annotation, molecular function: metal ion binding.
UUGGGUGGGCGGGCCUCCCGGCUGUCACCGCGAUGAGGAGGCGACGCCGUCGUCGCCGCCGCCGCCGCCGGGCCGCUCCGCGGUUCGCCCCUCGGGGGCUGUGAGGAGAGGCCGGGCCCUCCCGCAACUCCCGACCCCUGGGCGGUACCAACAUGGAGUGCUAGCGGCUGAAACGAGGGCCCUGCGUUCCACAAUGCCCGUGCAGGCCGCCCAGUGGACGGAGUUCCUGUCCUGUCCCAUCUGCUAUAAUGAGUUCGACGAGAACGUGCACAAGCCCAUCAGCCUCGGCUGCUCCCACACCGUCUGCCAGAGCUGCCUGAGUAAACUGCACCGCAAGGCCUGCCCUUUCGACCAGACCGCCAUCCACACUGACAUCGAUGUGCUUCCCGUCAACUUUGCGCUGCUCCAGUUAGUGGGAGCCCAGGUGCCCGACCGCCACGCUCUGCAGCUGAGUAACCUUGGAGAAGACAGGCACUACGAGGUGGCGAAGAAAUGUGUGGAAGAUCUGGCCCUUUAUUUAAAGCCGCUGAGCGGAAGUAAGGGUGUGGCUAGCUUAAAUCAGAGCACGCUGAGCCGGCCGAUGCAACGGAAGCUGGUGACCCUGGUGAACUGCCAGCUGGUGGAAGAAGAAGGCCGCAUCAGGGCCAUGCGGGCAGCUCGCUCCCUCGGGGAAAGGACCGUUACCGAGCUGAUCUUGGCGCACCAGAACCCUCAGCAACUCUCGGCCAAUCUCUGGGCCGCUGUCCGGGCCAGGGGGUGCCAGUUCCUUGGGCCGGCUAUGCAGGAGGAAGCCUUGAAACUGGUCCUGCUGGCGCUGGAAGACGGCUCGGCCCUCUCCCGCAAAGUCCUGGUGCUGUUUGUGGUCCAGCGCCUGGAGCCCAGGUUCCCUCAGGCGUCGAAAACCAGCAUCGGCCAUGUGGUGCAGCUGCUCUAUCGGGCGUCCUGCUUCAAGGUCACCAAGAGGGACGAGGACUCCUCCCUGAUGCAGCUGAAGGAGGAAUUCCGCAGCUACGAGGCCUUGAGGAGGGAGCACGACGCGCAGAUCGUCCACAUCGCCCUGGAAGCCGGUCUGCGGAUUUCUCCCGAGCAGUGGUCCUCCCUCCUCUACGGCGACCUGGCCCACAAAUCCCACAUGCAGUCCAUCAUCGAUAAGCUCCAGUCUCCGGAAUCGUUUGCGAAAAGCGUGCAGGAAUUAACCAUUGUUCUGCAGCGAACAGGGGACCCCGCUAACCUCAAUCGGCUGCGUCCCCAUUUGGAAUUCUUGGCUAACAUAGAUCCUAAUCCAGAUGCAGUGUCUCCAACAUGGGAGCAGCUGGAAAAUGCCACGGUGGCCGUUAAGACUGUGGUGCGUGGCCUUGUGGAUUUCAUCCAGAACCACAGCAGAAAAGGGCCCGAAAUUCCACAGCCGCAGCCGAACAGCAAAUAUAAAACCAGCCUGUGCCGCGACCUCAGACAGCAGGGCGGGUGUCCGCGCGGAACCAACUGCACCUUCGCUCACUCGCAGGAGGAGCUGGAGAAGUAUCGGUUAAGAAACAAGAAAAUCGGUGCCGCCACCACGAGACCCUUCCCUCUGCUUGGGAAAGCCAGCAUCACAAGCGCCAUCCCUCCUACCGCGGGGAAUGUCAUUUCCAUCAUAGGAAACACAGACCCGGUGGGAAAGGCAGCAUCCAGCACCAACAGGAGCCCCAGCCCAGAGAGCAUCGGCCCCCAGCUGAUUCCCCGUUGUAUCAACAGCCCUUCGUUACGGACUCUGGAGCACAUGAAGAAAGGGGGGAAGGCCAUGGCGAAUGGCCAGAACCCCACUUUGUCUCCUAAUGAGCCUCUACCUGAACAUCAAACCGGCUCCUCUCUGAAAACGCCUGUGAACCAGACCUCAGCUACCUCAGCAGGCCCCGUUCCUCCUCCCCCUCCUCCUCUUCCUCCCUCCCCUGCCCUUGCGGGCAGCGAGAUAAGCCCCCUCGCUCCCAAACCCAGCCCUUUCACCGCUCGCCUGCCCAUCUACCCGGCUCACUCGGAGAGCCUUCCCUAUUUCCAGGAUCCUCGGGCUCACCUCUCCUACGAAGCUCCACCUUACCCUCAAACAGGAUACUAUCCAGGCCCCCCGGUCGUCCCCGCGGCUGUGCCGCCCUGCCUCCCCCGCUUUGUGAGGUCCAGCAGCAUCUCGGAAUCCCCUCUCCCGUCGGCCUCUGUACCGUAUAGUGAGCAUUACAGCACAUUUCCUGCUCGGGACAGACUCACCACUGCUUACCAACAGGCCCCGCCGCAGCCAGCCUACGGACCGGUGCCGCCGGUUCCUUCCGGGAUGUACGCUCCAGUUUACGACAGCCGGCGUAUCUGGCGACCGCCGAUGUACCAGAGGGAUGAUAUCAUCCGGAGCAAUUCCUUACCUCCCAUGGAAGUCACCCAUCCCUCCGUCUAUCACAGCUUUCUGCGGGAAAGAUACGGCUCUUUGGACAGCUACUAUUCUGUGCCCUGCCAGGUGCCAGCGGAGCAGAGGGCCAUCCCUUGGGCAAAGGAACCUUGUGGACAUCUGAAGCCGACCUACGAGGACCCUCUCAGAAAGAAGCCAGAACAGUGGGCUCCUUGCCACAUUCCGAAAAUGCCCCUGGUGACAACAUCCACGGUUCCUGCAGCCACACCUUCUCCGUCAUCCCCUUCCCCUCUCUUCUGUGUGGACUUCAGUUCUGAAUUCAGCGAGAACUCCAGCAGCUCAAGCGACACCAAGUAUGAAGAUGGGCAGCUGUGCCAGUACUCGCCCUGGUCCUGCAGCACCAUCAGUUCGUGCAUCAGCGCGGUUGAGGCUGAACCGAAGGACGUCCUGGCUAAAUCCACCACAAUCCUCCUAGAUCUGGACAGCGGAGACCCCAAGAGGCCGGCGGCGUACCUCUUUGAAACCCAGAGGAAAGCCAAGGAGGAAGACCCCAUCAUCCCUUUUGGCGACGGGCCAAUCAUUUCCAAGUGGGGCGCCAUCUCCAGGUCAUCGCGGACCGGCUACCACACCACGGAUCCUGUCCAGGCAACUGCUUCCCAAGGAAGCACUACCAAACCCAUCAGCAUGUCAGAUUAUAUCCCCAGCAUCAGCUCGGUGGACUUGAGGUGGAGCUGCUAUGCGUCCGAUUCGACUUCCUCGGCACCUUUCCUAGAACGGGACCAGUUUGUCGCUCCCGGGGAAUCCGCUCCCAAAAAGCACUCGAGCACCGGAGACCUCCUGAGCACUGAAUUACAACAGGCCAAAAGUAACUCAGUGCUGCUCCAGAGAGAGGCCAAUGCCCUGGCUACGCAGCAGAAUUGGGACUCCCUGAGCGAAGGCAGUGCCCUCACCUUAAAGCUUUUAAGCAAGGAAAUGGAGCUGAGGAAUGGCCAGGCCGACUCCCCCGAGGACAGCAUGGGCGCCAAGUCUAACCGAGACAUUGAACUGGAACUUUCGUCGCUUGACACGGAGGAGGCCGAGGGGCCGGGAGAGCAAAUGGAAGAGAUGCUGGGCCUGCAGCUUGGCACCAAUGGUCAGAACGAUAACCUCUUCAGUGGGUCAGCUCUGGAGAAUGGUCACCCAUCGGAGCAGCCCCCAAUGGACAUCAGGCAGGCCAAGAGGCCUUUCCUGCAUGAAGAACUUGCUCUUUUGGAGAAACAGAAGGGAGUCGUGCCGGCCGCGUCCUGCUUCAGCCAACCGACGGAGUCCUCUGCAGGCAGCAGGAUCUCCCUGCCCAUCAUGACAUCGUCGGCUGGCAUGCGCAGCCUUCUUCUCAAAACAGCCCAUGGCAUCGUGGAAGGGCAGAAUGACUUUUUAAGGCCGAUUUCAAACGGCAAAAUGGUGAACACAUGAGAAGUUGCUUGGCUUUCACGCUGCUGACCAUGCUCAGAAGCGGUUUAACUUUGUUUUGGUCCCUCUCUCUCUCUCUCUCUCUCUCUUUCUCUCUCUCUCUCUCUCUCUCUUUCUCCCUCUCUUGGAAAGAAAAUCCUUUCCUGUGGACAUUUUGAUACAUCGGACUCUUUUGUGUCUUCGGGAUAACACAAGCGAGAAAAGUGACAGAGCCAGACAGCACCAGCCGUGUGGAAUGUGGAGGUGUUUUCCCUUUAAAGUGGUUUUUCAGUGAGGUUGUUAGACACACACACACACACACACCCCUCCCAAGUCAGGGGUCUCCAACCUUGGUCACUUUAAGACUUGUGGACUUCAACUCCCCGAGUCCACAAGUCUUAAAGUGACCAAGGUUGGAGACCCCUGCACCAAGUCAUUCUUGUUUUGCGAUGCCUUUUGUAGAGAAGCAUCCAAAACUAAAGUCAGUCGCUUCAGGGGAAAUGUUGUGGCUCGCAGGAAUUGUCGUAAGUUGCUUUGUUCGGAGAAGCACUUGGGAGGAAAGAGAGGGCAUGAGUAUGAUCCCCACACAAGCUUUGCAACUGGUACGUAGCAAAGGGUCACUCCUUCCCACCCUGCCGUACGGCUUCCCCUUCUCUUUGGCAGCUUGGCCUUUCUUGGCCAUUGAGGGACUUCUCCCGUAUACAAAUCGAUCGGUAACGAAGCCAAAUCAAGUGCCUGGGUUUUAUUUCCCCCACUUAACGUACUUGGUUCUUUCUUGCUCAAAGUUUGUAAGCGGGAAUCACGGCGUUCGGUGACAGCCUCAGCACAUGCGUGGCGAGAACGCUGUCAAUCCCUCAGCCCCUCGACCCAGCUUCCCCGCUUGGCAUUCAAUGCCUCCCCAAUUAUUCUCUGCAAAAUAAUCGACACAGCUAAAACCCGUGUUUGUUCCCCUUUCUCUUCGUUAAAAACACACGGUUGAUUAGCAGUCCUUUAGAUCAGGGGUCUCCAAACUUGGAAACUUUAAGACUUGUGGAAUUCUGGGAAGUCCACAAGUCUUAAAGUUUCCAAAUUUGGAGACCCCUGCUUUAGAUGUUCCUGAUAUUGAGUCAGCCAUCUUACUGCUGAGAAUGCUAAUAUUGAGAUUUGUUAGUGAUUUCACUCCGAUGAUAUCUUGAAGACUUCAUGAUGUAGCUUGAGCUGGGCUUGUACAGAACAAGGGGGGGGGGGAGAUAAGUCCUCUUUAAAAUGUGAUUUUUUUAAAAAUUAUUAUUAUUAUUUGAAAACCAUAGAGCUCUAAAAUUGGACCAUUCUCCCCUACGACCUCUUAGCUGUGUUCUUUUCCCUCUUUAAUAAAUUCAGGCUGCUUCUGCAGAGCAAGGUAAGAUAACUUAAGCUAUCGGGUAAGAACAUUCUAUCGGUCCUCCUCUGCAGCUUCCUUUUUUUUUUAUAAUUUUUACAUUUUUCUUCCUUUUUCUGGUUUUUUUUUUGUGUUUUUUUUUGUUUUUUUAAGAAAAUGUUUGUUAAUUAACUUCUGUGAAGUUGUUUAACUUUGGAAAUCGUACUGGAAUAUUUUAGCCAAGCAGCCCUUUCACCAGGGUGUACUAUAUUUACAUAUAUAUCUAUAUAUAUAUACUUGUAUAUAUAAAUAUAUACAAGGGCUCAUCCUUCUAUCAACUGGGUGUUGAAAGAAAACAUUCAAAACUGAUCAUGUUGUUGGCAGAAUAAAGCUGGUAAUUGUGGCAUCACAAUGGUUUUUAUGCUCACAACAUUGUGGCAUUCCUCUGCGGGUUACAGCUCUAACUUCGAUCAUUGGUUAAAAACAAAAUCUCAACUUCUGAUCUAUAGUGUCAUUUGGAAAAACUACGUUGUACACAGGGAUUGAAAAAUGCAAAGACUACUUUGUAUUGAUAAUUCCAGCAAUGUUGUAAAAAAAUUUUUUUUUAUCUGCUAAUUUAAUAGUGAGGUGCAAAAAGGCUAUUUCUAUACCAGCCAAAUUCCUUCCCUUGGUUUCCUAACAGUUCCCAAAGUUUUCCUUUCUUACCGUAGCUCUUAAACUCAAGGGAAUUAAAAAUCAAGAUUUAUUUUUUUUUGGUUACGUAUCUCACACUGAAGGCAAAAUGAUUUUUCCAAAAAGAGAAGGAUUGGGGGAAAAAAACUCUGCAUUGCUAGUUUGUUAUUAAAAUAGAAGGUUGGAGCGGUCCUUAUUUUUUGUCCCAACAGAAAUAGCCCUUUUGUAAAAUUGAGUGCCACCAGUUGUUAGCACAGUCUGAGGAUCCAAUGUGCGUUACCUGAGCAGAUCGUCUGUUUUUUAGCCAUUAACGUGUUUCGGUUUUUGCCGGGUUGCUUUUUAACGAACUGUGUUUUCUUUCUCAGGACUUGGCUAUUUGCAAUCCAUUGUUUACAUAACCAUUGUCUCUUUCUCUGGUGCGUCACAGUCAGAAAGCUCCCCUUCAGCUGGGUUUGUUCCUAAGAUAUCUAGGGUCAUCUUCGUCAUCAUUUAACGACCCCAUAAUCCCUUGCGGGGUAGACUCUGGGCCUGGGGUUUCCAACCUUGGUCCCUUUAAGACUUGUGGACUUCAAGUGCUGGCUGAGGAACUCUGGGAGUUGAAGUCCACAAGUCUUAAAGGGACUAAGGUUGGAGACCCCUGCUCUGGGCAACCUGAAUGGAGCUAGCAGAGUGUUUAAUGGCCAGAUGUCCUUCUUGCCACCAGAUGCUCUUUUUUAUGUGUGUGUGUGUGUGUGUGUGUGUGUGUGUGUGUGUGCUUUUUCAACCCAACCUUGGCAUCUUGCUCUGUGAUCCUGUGGGUUGUUUGUUUGUUCGUUUGUUUGUUUGUUUUCAGUUGAGCGCUGAUUGUGACUUAAUAGCAUCUCCAGUUGUUUUAUUCUCUUUUUUGCAGGCAAGAGCGAUGGUCCUGAGGCAGCCAGAUGAGAAGCAGGGUCUGUUUUAAGGCUCUUGAGUUUAUAGAACUAGGACAGGUAGGAAGGAAGGACAGGUAGCCAGGUAGGAAGGAAGACCCAGCCUCCUUCCUUAGCAGAGAAGUAGCCCUGUUACUGCGAAAUGAAGGAGAUGUUGUGGCUCUCAGGUGCGCGUGCACACACACACGCUUACUGUAAGAGCAGAAAAGAGUCGAAAUCGGUUUAUUCUGAUUCAGCCCUUCAGUUAACAGAGUUUGAGCAGCAACAGAGGGAUGGCCACUGUCUGUAUCAACCUAGGCUUAAGGGGAGAAUCAGUGUUGCAAAGACAUUGAUUUGAACUUCAAAGGGGAAGUUUGGCAUUGCCAAAACUGUUCGGCGCUAUUACUUCAGUAGACAAGUUACCCUCAGGUUUCUCAACAGCGGUGAGUGGUUGAGCCGUGCUUCAACACACACUGCACCCAAAUGCAGAUAUCUCAUCCUUGCUGAAUACGUUAUUUUGCCCAGAAAGGCACUUCAGAAGUAUAUCUGGAUACGUGAAGAGAGGCAGAACAUUCCGGCACGCGGCAAACGCACAAUAGCCAGAAUAGAGGAACGGAGGAUAAGCUUUAAAACAAAAAACAAAAACAGAAAUCCAGACCAGUUGUUGUGAACGUUGUCUUAAAUAAAUAAUCAUAGGAUUUUUUUUGCAGAGCUUGGACUGGCUAGGUUCUGUACAGUGCAAUCGGAAAUGAAAGGUGGUGGCCAUUUUUUGAGAUGUGGUUUUUUUUGUCAGCAGAUACGUUUUUCCAGUAUUUAUAAUCUUGUGCAUUCAGAUUUAAACUCUGCAAAGCACAGCUUUGCAGAAAGUGAGCGAUGCACUAUCCAGGGGUUAAGUUUGUUUUGCAGCACCUUGUAUUCAGGAAGAUCCAUUAUCUCUUAAGGACUAGAGUCAUCAGUUACGAAUGUGAUAACGGCUAAUGCCAGCUCUUUUCAAAGUUCAAUUAUUUCUUUCACACGGGAGGGUCCCAGCACCAUUGUUUUGGUUGCACGUGUUCGGGCCUUCCUUCCAGAGGUGUUGGACUGCAAAAUCCAUCAUUCACAGCCAAGAUAUCUACUUGCUUUGGUCAGAUAGCUGGCGGGGGGGGUGUUGUAGAUCAGGAUAUCCUGUUCGCCUCCUACAGUAAGGAGCUGACGAAAGAUUUUUCUACACACAUUCACACAACUAUGCUUUUGCAAAGCUUUAAUGAACUUUUUAUUGUACUUGACAAAAAUCUGACAUUAAAGAACUCCUGACUGUAUCUUGCAAGUGCCAGACAUAGGGACAAAGUUCAUUUGCAAUUAUUAGUUAGUCCUCCCCUAACGAAUUCUCGGUCAAUUAAUCCAAGACAUAGGAAAUGCAUGCAUUUCUCUUUUUUUGGGGUGGAUAAAUCCAUUAUACUGUAGUUGUGAUACAACACCUGUGGUUCUUUUUUUUCUACUACACAGACCGACUGUACAGCCACUCCAGAGUGUUGUAAUUUAGCAUGCAGUAUCUACUUCCACAUUUACACUAUAUACUGCAUAUAUUCUUUUCCCUGAAAGUUAAAAAGAAAGAGGAGGGGGGCGGGGGAAAGACUUCGUUUCCUUGAGUUGAUUUAAAAUUUUAUAAACCUGCUUAAUCUGGAACAUUUGGGAAAAGAAGCCAGUUUUUUUUGUCAAUUGUACAACUGCUUGUAAAGCUCAAGUGUGAAUAUUCUUACGUCUGUAUUAGACAUUUUCUUUGCAAAUCUAUUGUUCGAUUAAAAUGUAAAUGAGAUAAAAGAUGGUGUACACCCAUCAUAUAUAAUAAAGCCGAUUCCAUUGCUACGAUGGAUUUAAUGCUCAUUUUUAAUGGUGCAUUCUCAGCUUCUAUUUAAAAA